Messenger RNA from Fusarium oxysporum Fo47, 1156 nucleotides. RefSeq names its product Alpha/Beta hydrolase protein. The record is from RefSeq and is a predicted model, not a curated record. The transcript has a single exon. NCBI's taxonomy places the organism in Eukaryota, Fungi, Ascomycota, Sordariomycetes, Hypocreales, Nectriaceae. Bases 155 to 1102 code for a protein of 315 amino acids.
AACAAACUCAAAUCACAAAUCCUUUGAAGGAUCAGCCUCGAGCGAUCUCAAUAUCGAAAAGUCUAUCCGACAGUCCGUCUCGAAAUACCUCUGAAUUAGUUUGCGCUCAAACCCAACAUUUUGGAGUCCUUUGCUCUAGACCAAAAUACGCGACAUGGAUGACCACCAAGACAAGAUCGCCACUUUAGCCGAUGGGAGAAAGGUUUCAUAUGCAGUUUAUGGAGCCCAGGAUGAUGAUGCACCCACUUUCUUCUAUCUCCACGGCUUUCCGGGGUCUCAUCACGAGGGAUACGUGAUCAAUACCACUGCAGCCCAAUAUGGCGUACGCGUCAUUGCACCAACGCGACCAGGGUACGGCGACUCGACAUUUCAGAAAAACAGAAGAAUUAUCGACUAUCCCAAGGAUAUACUCGAACUAGCGGAUAUUCUAUCGAUCAAACAGUUCGCGGUAUUAGGUGUCUCCGGUGGUGGACCCUAUGCUAUCGCCUGUCUCAAGGAUCUUCCCCCAGACCGUUUAGUUGGUAUCGGCACUGCCGCUGGCGUUAUGCCAAUGUCUUUCUCAACGCAAGGAAUGCUUACAGUGACACGACUCAUGUUCAACAUAGCGCCUUACGCUACAGGGAUAUUAGGCUGGAUCACCGAUAGAGUGUUGGGGAACACAGCGCGAGACACCAAACACCCAGAGAAGUUGGAGGAGAUGAUGGAUAAAGACAUAAGUGCAAGAUCAGCCAGUGACAAAGACGUAUGGGAGACUCAUCCGGACUUGAGAAAGUCUUUAAGGCGAGCUACGAGGGAGGCAAUGAAGCAGGGCGGCUAUGCGACUGCGUGGGAAGCACGAUUAUUUGGAAGUGAUUGGGGGUUUAAGCUGGAGGAUGUCAAAGUUGAGAAAGGAAGAAUGAUAUUGUGGCAUGGAGAUUUAGAUGUCAAUGUUCCGAUCGGAGUGUCUGAAAAGGCUGUACAGCUUAUGCCUGGUGCAGAGCUGAGAGUCAUGAAAGGGGAGAGCCAUAUGAGUUUGAUGACCAGGGUGGAUGAGUUCACAGUGGCUAUGAAGGAUAUGAUAUUGAGAUCAGAGCCGGGGCCUAAUGGGAGGUCAGAGAACUAAAUACGUUGCUAAACAUAGAUUGGAGUGAUACCAAAAUAAUAUUGCUAAAGCUGG